AUGGUGUCAGUGUCUCUCAUGUGUCUGGGUCUGCUCUCCUUGUGGGUGGUCAGAGGGGAAGUAGCUCCAAAUUUCGACAACUGCAAAGAGUUUUUCUUCAGAGAGAUGCCAGUGUCUGGUCUGAACAUAGCCCUGCCCACUCCAGUUGAGACCAACACACAGAACUUACCUAAUCCUGAGAAAUGUCUCUCUGCUUACAAUGCUGCCUCUCCUGCCUACAUCUGUCAGAUAUACAACAAUCAGUAUUACUUUGCCACUCUGUAUGACAGAGGAAGGAGGAUCCCUUUGUACUCUGCAUAUAAAAUGGAUAUCAAAGGGGAACCUGAAAGGAAUGGGUCCGUAGUUAAUUACGAACCGCAGCUUGUGCAUCCCGAUCUAGCAAAAGAUCAAAGGAAAAUGAAAGAAUGCUGUAUCCAUAUUUACAACAACAUCUUGAUGAAUGACUGCACAGAAAGUGUUCCCCAAUACCAACCGAAAUACAAGCUGAACUGGAGCCAGGCUGUCCAUGACGACUUUGUCAGUUAUGACCGUGGGCACUUGAACCCUGCAGGGCACCAUCGACGAGAUGCCUCCAAAGCCACCAUGACCUUCACCAACGUAGUUCCGCGAAACCCUAAAAUGAACCAAUGGAACCAGUAUGAGCAGAAGCUGAAGAAUGUUUUGAGUAAAGGCUGUAGUAAUAUGUAUGUUGUGACGGGGGUGGUCCCAAGCAAUGAUUGGGUGGAUCAGAACCAACGAGUCAAUGUUCCGAGUCACUACUGGAAUGCCUUCUGCUGCACCGACAACAACAACACACCAAUCAGGUCUGGAGGUGCCUUGUGUCCUAACACAGCUGAGGGUCAAGUUACAGAGUAUAACACUGUUGAAGACCUUCAGAAUAAGCUUAUCAAUGAAAUGAGCUUUGGCAACCAUUUCAAAAUGUUUAACCACUGUCAAAUCAGUUCUGGUGUGAACAAUCAUGUUUCUUUUUUCUCGCUUUUAUGCCUGCCCAUUUUAUUCCCGUUCCCUUUCUUAUGUUGCUGUGCCAAAUGUAAAAAGAAAAAUUGCAAUUGCAUGUAAAUUCUUCAGUAACGCAA
Messenger RNA from Esox lucius (northern pike), 1076 nucleotides. RefSeq names its product endonuclease domain-containing 1 protein-like. The record is from RefSeq and is a predicted model, not a curated record. The coding region runs from base 1 to 1059 and encodes 352 amino acids. The transcript is spliced from 2 exons. NCBI's taxonomy places the organism in Eukaryota, Metazoa, Chordata, Actinopteri, Esociformes, Esocidae. Gene Ontology annotation, molecular function: hydrolase activity; nucleic acid binding; metal ion binding.